AUGAUUGUUAAUAUUGCUGGUGCUUCUUGCAAAAGAAGAGAUGAAUUAAACAAACAUAUUGAUGCUGACAUUUUUGAGAAAUUAGAGACUGGUAAACUUACUACAGGAAAAGGGCUUAAUCAACAGACUAAUCUUGCAAGACCGGGUGAUACUCGUUGGGGUUCACAUCAUGUCACUUUAGCUCGUUUGUUGUCUAUGUGGAAUUCAGCCUUAUAUGUGCUUGAAAGAGUUUAUAAAGAUGGAACUGAACCGGAGCCGAGGGGCAAAGCAAAAUAUCAGAAUAUUAUCACGACGAUGAACUUGAUAGAAGUUUUGAAAGUAAAGCUACAAAACUUGAGAGACAUGGGAUGGGAUGCUUUGUUACAUGAAGUCACCAUGUUUUGUAACAAGCAUGGCAUUGUGGUGCAUGAUAUGGAAGAUCAAUUUCUUAUUCCAGGACGGUCUCGGCGUGCUAGGCACUUGGUAACUUGUUAUCAUCAUCAUCAUAAUGAGGUUUUUCUUCCUGUGAUUGAUUUGCUUACUAUUGAGAUGAAUAAUAGGUUUUCCGAAUCUAGCACUGCAUUAUUAAGGUACAUCUCAUGUCUUGAUCCAAGAGACUCGUUUUCUAAAUUUGAUCAACAUAGUUUGAUUUGUCUUGCAGAACUCUAUUAUGAUGAUUUCUCUGCUAUUGACUUGCAUUUUUUGAGAAAUGAUCUAGAUAUAUACAUUUCUGAAGUAAGACAAAGUUCUGAUUUUACUAGUUGUGAAGAUCUUUCUAUCCUUGCAAUUAAGAUUGUUCAAAAUUGA
Mercurialis annua (annual mercury) is the source of this 786-nucleotide messenger RNA. RefSeq lists its product as uncharacterized. The coding region runs from base 1 to 786 and encodes 261 amino acids. The record is from RefSeq and is a predicted model, not a curated record. NCBI's taxonomy places the organism in Eukaryota, Viridiplantae, Streptophyta, Magnoliopsida, Malpighiales, Euphorbiaceae. The transcript has 2 exons.